Molecule: messenger RNA, 1107 nt
Organism: Fusarium vanettenii 77-13-4
Lineage: Eukaryota; Fungi; Ascomycota; Sordariomycetes; Hypocreales; Nectriaceae
Exons: 3
Biological process (GO): positive regulation of transcription by RNA polymerase II
Cellular component (GO): nucleus
Molecular function (GO): DNA-binding transcription factor activity; transcription cis-regulatory region binding
Source: RefSeq, a predicted model, not a curated record
AUCUACGUCGAGAAUCCCGCAUGGCCACUACGAGAUAAGCAAGAGUGUCUGCUUUUCCGCUCUUUCAUCAAACACAUUGCGCCCAUUUUUGAUUUGUGCGAUCAUGAACGUCACUUUACCAGGAUCGUCCCGCAGCGCGCCGUCACCUGUCCUCCGCUACUCAACGCCAUGCUUGCUGCUGCGGCCAAGUACCUCAACAAGUUUGGGGAUGUCGACGUGCCGGUGGGGGAUGAGUACCUCCAAAAGUGCCUUGCCGUAUUGAUCCCGGCCUUGUCAUGCGCAACUGCAGUAGUAGACGAGAACCUGUUGGCCGCCAUAGUUCUCCUGCGAUUCAUAGAAGAGAUAGAUGUCCCUUUCUCUAGCAACGGCUCGCAGUCGCAUUUAAUCGGCACAAGGGUGUUUCUUGCCGCCCAGAAAGAAGUGUGUGAGUUUACAGGGCUCAGGCUAGCAGCAUUUUGGAGCGCACUUCGGCAGGAAAUUUUUACGGCAGUUGUUCAUUUCAAACCGGUGCAACUGACUGAAUUGCUUACCAAAAUAACCCCUUUCAUUCUCCCGGAAGACUGCAACUGCAGCUAUGCCAAUCGAACCAUUAUUCACUGCGCUGCUUGCGUCCAGCUUUGUUUCGGUCAUUCGACCGUCUCGCAAGAGCAAUGGGACAAGCUCAUGGACUGCCUUGACCAAUGGUGGAACGCAAGGCCCUGGCAGUUUCGGCCGAUGACGCCUGCGGAUGGAGAACGGGGCUCCUCGUCGUUCCCGGAUGAAUUCUACCUCAAUGAUGCGGUGGUUACGGGGAUACAACACUACUACCUGGCACGGUUAAUCCUCUUAGCCCAUAAACCUACGCUUCCAAGUUUGGGUUUGGCUCGAAAGAAGGCUCUUGAUAAUGUUGAUGACAGCAUCAGGGAUAUAGUGCGCCACGUGUGUGGCAUCGCUGAGGUAAACCCCAUGCUUCGCAGAAUCGCGUCGUUAUCCAUCGCCUUGGCAGCAGACCGCUUCAUAGUGAGAGAGGAGCAGGAAGCUCUUUACGAAAUAUUGAAAAUGGCAAAUCGAAAAUCACCAUGGACGACCCAAACCAUUCAAGAGGACGUAGCAGAAUUAUGGAAUUGG